This is a messenger RNA of Carcharodon carcharias (great white shark), 3952 nucleotides long. RefSeq names its product atrial natriuretic peptide receptor 2. Gene Ontology annotation, biological process: protein phosphorylation; cGMP biosynthetic process; receptor guanylyl cyclase signaling pathway. NCBI's taxonomy places the organism in Eukaryota, Metazoa, Chordata, Chondrichthyes, Lamniformes, Lamnidae. The record is from RefSeq and is a predicted model, not a curated record. The transcript is spliced from 22 exons. Bases 384 to 3554 code for a protein of 1056 amino acids. Gene Ontology annotation, cellular component: membrane. Gene Ontology annotation, molecular function: guanylate cyclase activity; ATP binding; protein kinase activity.
AUUUUUCCUUAAGCGAUCGAUGUGGUUCGAGGGACGAGCAAAAAAAAAUAUGAAUGGAGCAGGUCUGGUCAAAUGUCACCCAGACUGGAGAGCGCGGAGCAGGAGAAUGAGGAGGAACCUCGAGAGGGCGGUUUGAACCGGGGCUGGGGGGAAGCUGCUGAUGACUAAGUGAGGAAAAAAAAAGGGGGAGAGAAAAGGAGAGCACAUGUUUGACUCUUUCUCGUCAAUUUCCCCACUUUUGGUCCAUUUCAGCGACCCUUGGUCAGUUACUCUUUUACACUCUUCUGAUGCCUGUGUGGAAAACAUAGGGGGAGGGGGAAGAACGGGAUUUUAAAGAGAAUUCGACAGGUUGCAUGACAACAUAUUGCUUAUUUUCAUGAACCAUGAGGAUGGGAUGUUUCUUGCUGUUUCUCUACUUCGCCACCGGCCCGGGCCGAUCGCAAACUCCCCCCGAAAGCAUCAACAUCGCCAUCGUGCUACCUCACAACAACACCAACUAUGCCUGGGCUUGGCCCAGGGUCGGACCCGCCAUCCAGCUGGCCAUCGAGAGGGUUAACCAGGACAGGGAGCUCCUGAAGGAUUGCAUCCUCACCUACAAGUUCAAGAGCAGCGAGGUGAACGGCCGCUGCGCCGAUUCCCUCGCCCCCCUGCACGCCGUCGACUUGAAGCUGGAGGACGACCCGGACGUCUUCGUGGGUCCCGGCUGCAUCUACACCACCGCCCCGGUGGCCAGGUUCGCCACUCACUGGAAGCUGCCCCUGGUCACCGCCGGGGCAUCGGCUUCCGGCUUCUCCAUCACCAGGGACUACAACACGGUGAUCCGCACCGGACCGGCCUACGCCAAACUUGGCCAAUUUGCUGCCCACAUCCACGAAACCUUCAACUGGACCUCGAGGGCGGUCCUGGUUUUCCUGGACAUCAAGACGGACGAUCGGCCUUUCUUCUUCCUCUCGGAAGGGAUUUACACCACCCUGCGAGAUGAGUUUGCAAACCUAACCAUACCAGGGAAGGGAGUUGAUAAGGAAGAUCUGGACCAGACCACUAUCAUUGAUAUUAUCCAAUUCAUUAAAGACAAUGCACGGAUUGCGUAUCUGUGUUUCCCUUUCGAGAAUUUUCGUCAGAUAAUGUUCUACGCGCAGAAAGAAGGAAUGACACGGGGAGACUAUGUCUUUUUCUACUUGGAUGUGUUCGCUGAAAGCCUGAAAGUGAAAUCACCGACAGAGUCGUACAAACCCUGGAAAAUGAACCACAGCAGCGAGCCCGUCCUCAAGGAGGCUUUCAAAUCGGUGAUGAUCAUUACCAACCGACAGCCAGAAGCACCCGAAUAUUUCGAGUUUCAGGAAGAGUUCAGGGCAAGAGCCAAAAACGUAUCGAGUGCCGAUCUGGCCAACACUCUGGUGAAUUUUAUUGCUGGUUGUUUUUAUGAUGGGAUCAUGCUCUAUGCUUUGGCUCUGAAUGAGACACUUGCAGCAGGAGGAUCCAAGAAAGAUGGACUGGUAAUCUGCAAGAACAUGAAAGAUCGCCAGUUCCAAGGUGUUACUGGAUUAGUGAGCAUUGAUGAAAAUGGCGACAGAGACAUCGACUUUAGUCUCUGGGAUAUGGUCAACACAGAAACUGGGGAAUAUGAGGUUGUCGCUCACUAUCUGGGAGUGAAGAAGCAGAUCUAUUGGAUUCCUAAUGUAGAGAUUCACUGGCCAUCGGGCUCCAUUCCCACAGACAACCCUCCAUGUGUGUUUGAAAAUGAUCUUGCAUCCUGCAACAAGGCUACUUUCUCUGUACUUGGAAUAGUUGCCCUGGGAACAGGCCUCACACUGGCAAUCUUUGGAAUCUCCAGCUUUUUGGUUUACCGGAAACUAAAGCUGGAGAAGGAUCUGGCCAGUAUGAUGUGGCGAAUCCGCUGGGAAGAACUGCAAAUGGGAAACAGCGAUAAAUUCCGGAAGAGUGCUGGUAGCAGGCUUACCUUAUCACUGCGGGGAUCCAGUUAUUGCUCGUUGCUAACAACACAAGGGAAAUACCAGCUUUUUGCAAAGACUGGCUACUUUAAGGGUAAUUUAGUUGCAAUAAAACAUGCAAAUAAGAAAAGGAUUGAGCUCACCAGACAAGUGCUGUUUGAACUAAAACAUAUGCGGGAUGUGCAGUUUAAUCAUUUGACAAGGUUCAUUGGAGCCUGCAUUGAUCCACCAAAUAUCUGUAUUGUAACAGAAUACUGCCCUAGAGGAAGUCUUCAGGAUAUACUUGAAAAUGAAAAUAUCAACCUUGACUGGGUAUUCCGCUAUUCACUGAUUAAUGACAUUGUGAAGGGAAUGGUAUUCCUACAUAACAGCAUAAUUGGGUCACAUGGCAACCUUAAAUCAUCCAACUGUGUUGUUGACAGUCGUUUUGUGUUGAAAAUCACAGAUUAUGGCUUGACAAGUUUUCGUUCAACAUGUGAUAAUGAAGAUUCAUACGCACUCUAUGCAAAAAAACUUUGGACGGCUCCAGAAUUAUUAAGAUGGGGACGAGCACCUCCUCAAGGUACCCAGAAAGGAGAUGUAUACAGUUUUGGCAUUAUUCUUCAAGAGAUUGCCUUAAGAAAUGGUCCAUUUUACAUAGAAGGAAUGGAUCUCAGCCCAAAAGAAAUUGUUCAGAAGGUCCGGAAUGGACAAAAGCCUUAUUUUAGGCCAACAACAGACAUCAACUGUCACAGUGAAGAACUUGGCAAUUUCAUGGAGAAGUGCUGGGCUGAGGACAUUGUUGAAAGACCUGAUUUUAGCCAAAUUAAGACUCUGAUUACAAGAUUCAAUAGGGAGGGCAGCAGCAGUAUAUUGGACAACUUGCUGUCAAGAAUGGAACAGUAUGCCAAUAACUUGGAGAAGCUUGUAGAGGAAAGAACGCAGGCCUAUCUUGAGGAAAAGAGAAAAGCAGAAAAUCUACUCUAUCAAAUUUUACCUCACUCAGUGGCGGAACAGCUGAAGUGGGGUGAGACUGUACAAGCAGAGGCGUUUGAUAGUGUCACAAUUUAUUUCAGUGACAUUGUUGGAUUCACUUCAAUGUCUGCAGAGAGCACACCGCUGCAGGUUGUGACCUUGCUGAAUGAUCUUUAUACCUGUUUUGAUGCAAUUAUUGACAAUUUUGAUGUCUACAAGGUAGAAACAAUCGGAGAUGCCUAUAUGGUUGUGUCCGGGCUCCCAGUACGGAAUGGCAAACUCCACGCACGGGAGACUGCCAGAAUGUCCUUAGCAUUACUGGAAGCAGUCAAAUCAUUUAAAAUACGACACAGGCCCAAUGACCAGCUGAAGCUAAGAAUAGGAAUCCACACUGGACCAGUGUGUGCAGGAGUUGUUGGAUUAAAAAUGCCACGUUACUGUCUAUUUGGAGACACGGUUAAUACAGCCUCCCGUAUGGAAUCUACUGGAGAGGCACUGAAAAUCCAUGUGUCCUCAACGACCAAGAAUGUCUUGGAUGAGUUCGGAAAUUUUGAACUGGAACUCCGUGGCGAUGUUGAAAUGAAGGGCAAAGGCAAAUUGAGGACCUACUGGCUGCUUGGUGAGCAAAAAGAUGUUCCCGACAUCUAACGUGGUGUCUGGUGUGAAUUGCUUGUAUGUUAUUAUACUGCAGAGCAGUGGUUAUACAAACUGUAGUUUAUUUGUUACCAAAACAAAUUUUGGCUAUGUUUAUUUCUGGAGAACAGAUCUUAUAGAAAAUAUCUGUAGAAAAUAUCUAGAUGUAUCCCAGGUAUAUUUUAUACCUGAACAAAGCUGCAAAACUAGUCAUUUUUAUUAAGAUCUUUUUUCUUCUUAGCUGAAUACUUUUCAACAAUAAACCCUUAUUUUUUUGUGCUUUCUAUAUUAAGAUUUAUAUAAUGUGUUUGAGAAGAUAUGUAAAUAUAAUAUUUUCCCCAUCUACAAGCUGUAUAUACUGUGUAUCUAAGAUAUUGCUAAAUAUUUUGUUCAAAUAAACCAGAUAAAACCUG